Molecule: messenger RNA, 893 nt
Organism: Physella acuta
Lineage: Eukaryota; Metazoa; Mollusca; Gastropoda; Physidae
Product: small ribosomal subunit protein mS26
Cellular component (GO): mitochondrial small ribosomal subunit
Source: RefSeq, a predicted model, not a curated record
GGAACUAGUAUAACCAAUAGCAAUACGCUUGUAAAUAUACAUUCUCUGUCCAAGUUUUUUGCUUUUGACAUUGUCAAAAAACUUGACUGAAAUCUAGAUUUUAGAUCUAAAUCUUUUUAAAUAAUAAUGUCAACGCAUUUAUAUUGUGUUUUGAAUUUCACUGUUAAAAACAAAAUUUUAAAUGUAUCCACACUGCAUUUAAUAAAAAGUGUCAGAUUUCGAAAACCGAGAUGGGUUCCAAUUGCAAAGUCAAAAGAAUUUUAUGUACGCAAACCAACUCCCAUCGAUCCUGUUGAAUAUGAUAUGCUAAAUACACGAUACAACUUGUACAGAGCUGAAGUUCUUAGUAUUAGGCAAUUCCUUAAACAGCAGCUUUCAGAAAGUGCAGUUAAUUUAAAAGCUCAACAAAAAUCUGAUGAUGCAGCAGAUGUUGCUUGGAUGGCAGAACAAGUGAAAAGUUGGAACAAAUUAGUUGCUGUCAACAGGGAAGCACGACAAGUCAAAGAAAUGCAAAAAGAGGAAAAAAGAAUUGCAGAAUUUAUGGCCAAAAAAGAAGAAAACAGGUUGAAAGUAGCUAAAAAAGCAGAAAUAUUAUUAUUAAAAAACAAAGAAAUAUCAUCCAACUUUAUCACUGACAUCACCAAAGAUAAACUGGAUGAAGAAAUUGAGAGGCUUCUGGACAGUCGGAGUGACUAUAACUUUGCUAUUACAAAGACAGGACAAAUUUUAAAAGGGGAAUACCCAGACACCACUGUAACACAAGACUCUACAAAGAGCUAAGUAAUCGUUCACCAAAUUUAGCAGCACACUGAGCCAGUGAUGUGGCAAGGUAGUUGUACAUCUGUUUUCUUUCCUGGAGUAAACUUUUAUAUCCCUGGGCCCCAAGAGACAAC